AAAAGAAAAAUAAAUAAAAUAAAAUAAAAUCAAAAGCCCAUUUCAUGUGACCUCCAAAAACCGACUAAAACCAUCAAACCCUCUCUCAAAAUCCUCUGAAAAUGGCGGGUGUCUGCACAGUCUACACGAUCCAAUCCCUCAGUUCCACAGCUUCAAUCUCCACACCCGCCAAAACCCACUUCGGUUUUCACCAAAAACAGGUGGUUUUCUACAGGAGGACCAGCAAGAGAGGCGGCUUCGUGUGCUCCGCCGACGCAAACACGGUGGUGAUAGGUUUGGCGGCGGACUCCGGAUGCGGGAAGAGCACCUUCAUGAGGAGGCUGACGAGUGUGUUCGGAGGGGCGGCCGCGCCACCCAAGGGUGGCAACCCGGACUCCAACACACUCAUCAGUGACACCACCACCGUGAUAUGUUUGGAUGACUAUCAUUCUCUUGAUCGGACGGGGAGGAAAGAGAAAGGUGUGACUGCUCUUGACCCUAGAGCCAACAACUUUGAUCUCAUGUAUGAGCAGGUCAAGGCUCUCAAGUUUGGGACUGCUGUUGACAAGCCUAUUUAUAACCAUGUUAGUGGCCUCUUGGACCCUCCUGAGCUCAUUAAGCCCCCCAAGAUUCUGGUCAUUGAAGGGUUGCAUCCAAUGUAUGAUCAGCGUGUGAGGGACCUCUUGGACUUCAGUAUCUACUUGGACAUCAGCAAUGAAGUUAAAUUUGCCUGGAAAAUUCAGAGAGACAUGGCAGAGCGAGGACACAGUCUCGAGAGCAUCAAAGCCAGCAUUGAAGCCCGAAAACCAGAUUUCGACGCUUACAUUGAUCCACAGAAGCAAUAUGCUGAUGCAGUUAUCGAGGUGUUGCCGACGCAACUCAUUCCCGGAGACAACGAGGGGAAGGUACUGAGAGUAAAGUUGAUCAUGAAAGAAGGAGUGAAGUACUUCGACCCGGUUUACCUGUUUGACGAAGGUUCCACCAUCUCCUGGAUACCUUGUGGGAGGAAGCUGACUUGUUCUUACCCUGGCAUCAAAUUCUCCUAUGGCCCUGACACUUACUUUGGCCAGGAGGUGUCUGUGUUGGAGAUGGAUGGGCAAUUUGACAGAUUAGAUGAGCUGAUCUACGUCGAAAGCCAUCUGAGCAACCUCUCCUCCAAGUUCUAUGGUGAAGUCACCCAGCAAAUGUUGAAGCACGCUGACUUCCCGGGCAGUAGCAAUGGUACCGGUCUCUUCCAGACCAUCGUCGGAUUGAAGAUCAGAGACCUCUACGAGCAACUUGUGGCCAGCAAGGCCGCGGCUCCGGUGGAGGCCACGAAAGCCUAAAAAGACCCUGAAGAUGUUGAGAGCAAAGGGCCACCAAGUCAUAUAAAAUUGUCCUUCCACCCAGAAUUUUUCCUUAGAUUUUAUUUUCCCCUCCCUAUUUAUUGUUUCAGUUUGAGUGUUAGGAUAUUCCUUCUGAGAGAGAAUGAGAAACACUCCACAUGUAUGUAAUUUCAGUUGCAACUCUUGAAGAGACUGUGAUGUGUAGUAUAUAGAAUCAAAAGCAGAAAAAGAAAUUCAGUUCAGAAGAUAAAGGAACACUGAAGAAAUACCUUUAUGGCAUACUGUUUCUCUUUUCCUUCCAUGUAACUUGAUUUCCCUUGCAUCAUCAAUCCAACCGCCUUUGAAGUUCUCA
This is a messenger RNA of Cornus florida, 1656 nucleotides long. Its product is annotated as phosphoribulokinase, chloroplastic-like. The record is from RefSeq and is a predicted model, not a curated record. The transcript has 5 exons. Gene Ontology annotation, biological process: carbohydrate metabolic process. Gene Ontology annotation, cellular component: chloroplast; cytoplasm. Bases 102 to 1304 code for a protein of 400 amino acids. NCBI's taxonomy places the organism in Eukaryota, Viridiplantae, Streptophyta, Magnoliopsida, Cornales, Cornaceae. Gene Ontology annotation, molecular function: ATP binding; phosphoribulokinase activity.